GUAUCGCGAUACUUUGUUACAUUCCGUGAGAAUUUGUUUCCUUUGUGUGGAGCGGGGAGACGCAAACAGCUGAAAGCUAAUUUGCUGUUUAACAAGCCCGCUUGUAAGCUUAGCAUCAGCAUAUCAUCCGUUCGUGGUUCGAUAUAGGAAAUUGGCCCGACCGUCAGUCAUCUGUCCGUCACGGUAUCAGACGCAGCGAAAUACCUGAGUUGUCUCCAUGGCACUAAGACGAGGACACAUCAGGUACCUGAAGGUUUGUGAGGUUCAGACGUCUCAGAGUGACGCCAGAGACGGUCAACACGUCGCUAAAGGAGCUGUUGGAAAGGACGCGUAUGAUAACGGGUACAGCGAGCAGAUGAUGGAGGACGAAGACAGCCGGACCAACCUGAUCGUCAACUACCUGCCGCAGAGCAUGAGCCAGGACGAACUGCGCAGUCUGUUCAGCAGCGUGGGCGAAGUCGAGUCCGCCAAGCUCAUCAGGGACAAAGUGGCAGGCCACAGUUUAGGUUACGGCUUUGUUAACUUUGUUAACCCUAAUGAUGCAGAGAGGGCUAUCAGUACCCUCAAUGGCCUGAGGCUACAGUCUAAAACUAUCAAGGUUUCAUUUGCACGGCCGAGUUCGGACAUGAUCAAAGAUGCUAAUCUGUAUAUCAGCGGGCUGCCGAGGACGAUGAGCCAGCAGGACCUGGAGGACAUGUUCUCUCGCUAUGGAAACAUCAUCAACUCCAGAGUGCUGGUGGACCAGGCCUCCGGUCUGUCACGAGGUGUGGCGUUCAUCCGGUUCGAUAAGAGGUCUGAGGCCGAGGACGCCGUCAAACACCUCAAUGGUCACACGCCCCCUGGCAGCUCUGAGCCAAUCACAGUCAAGUUCGCCACCAAUCCAAACCAGGCCCGGAGCUCCCAGAUGAUGUCACAGAUGUACCAUGGGCAGUCACGGCGCUUCGGAGGACCCGUCCAUCAUCAGGCCCAGAGGUUCAGGUUUUCGCCAAUGAGCGUUGAUCACAUGGGCGGCAGUGGCGGAGUCUCUGGGAACUCGUCCAGUGGUUGGUGCAUCUUCAUCUAUAAUCUGGGUCAGGACGCAGACGAGGCCAUCCUGUGGCAGAUGUUUGGGCCGUUCGGCGCCGUCGUCAAUGUGAAAGUCAUCCGAGAUUUCAACACCAACAAGUGCAAAGGCUUCGGCUUCGUCACCAUGACGAGCUACGAGGAGGCUGCCAUGGCGAUCCACAGCCUGAACGGGUACCGACUGGGAGACAAAGUCCUGCAGGUGUCCUUCAAGACCAGCAAGGGACACAAGUAGAGAGAGGAGGAAGACGAGCAGAGUCGUGACUGUCUCUUUAGGAAGAAACAAAAAGUCGGAUUUUUUUUUUCCCUUUUCUCUUUUUUUCACUUUGAAGCCGUCAUUUGAGCCGAACAGAUUUCAGGAAGUUGUGUCAGUGUGAGUUUAUUUUUCCCUCCCAGCAUGCCCAGUUUAUUUCAGGCUGUGUGACAUCAUUUAUUUGAGUAAAAAGUUUGGGUCAGUCACUUUAAAUCUAGAUGUGAGCCUGUAAUUUGAAUCCAAAUAACUGCAGAUAAAGAAACUGCCAAUACACCCAAACAAAAACACCCAUUUGGGGUCACUGUAACAUCAUUAAUAAGAGAAGCUCUAAAUGUGCCGUAGGACUUCCUGAUUCAGGGCUGGUUUUGUUUUUAAACAAACAGUUGCUCGGUUUUUCUUUUUCUGUAAAGAAAUGUUAAUUUUCUCCCGCAAACUUUCAAAUAUCCCAGUUACUGGUAUUAUUGUUGUUAUUAAAUGUUUCUCUCACAGACUCAAAUAAUAUAAAAUGUGAGCUUUGUGUAGAAGCGUGUCGGGUGAUUGGCAGCUCUCUUAGCCAAUAAGCACACAGAAGGCGGGGCUAAAGGUCACAUGCAGUUUGUCAAGUUUCUGCAGGAUCACAAAUUUCAUAUUUUUAGAAGCGGCUUUCAGGUAAAACCCACCUGACGUCCAGAAACUGAAGCCCUUUUUUAUGCGUACUGAUCCGUUUUGUUUUCAGUUGCAGCUAAUUGUGAUGUUGGACUGUUUAUCCAGUAAUAAAUCUGUUUAUGGAAA
This is a messenger RNA of Scatophagus argus, 2086 nucleotides long. Its product is annotated as ELAV-like protein 1. The coding region runs from base 218 to 1297 and encodes 359 amino acids. Gene Ontology annotation, cellular component: ribonucleoprotein complex. Gene Ontology annotation, molecular function: RNA binding. The record is from RefSeq and is a predicted model, not a curated record. The transcript is spliced from 8 exons. NCBI's taxonomy places the organism in Eukaryota, Metazoa, Chordata, Actinopteri, Scatophagidae.